Molecule: messenger RNA, 843 nt
Organism: Ochlerotatus camptorhynchus
Lineage: Eukaryota; Metazoa; Arthropoda; Insecta; Diptera; Culicidae
Product: cuticle protein 16.5-like
Exons: 2
Coding region: 86-775 (229 amino acids)
Source: RefSeq, a predicted model, not a curated record
AAAUAUUCGAAGUGAGCAUCGAAAAGGCAUCAUUGUGUCUUCAGCUUUUGCAGUGCGACAUCAACCAGCUCAAAAUAACUGAAAAAUGGCUUUCAAGCUCGCCGUCCUGUUUGCCUGUUUGGCCGUCGCCAGUGCCGGAUAUCUGGAACCGACUACCUACCAGAGUGCUCCAUUGGCCUACCACGCCCCAGCUCUGUCCUAUUCGAGCCCAGCCUUAAGCUUCGGAUACGAGAAGUCUGCUCGUCAAUUGAGCUACAGCGCCCCGAUUGCCCAUCAGACCUAUGCCUCCCCAAUUGCCUACCAGAGCUAUGCCGCUCCGAUUGCUCAUCAGACCUAUGCUGCCCCAAUCGCCCACCAGACCUAUGCUGCCCCGAUCGCUCAUCAGACCUAUGCUGCCCCGAUCGCCCACCAAACUUAUGUUGCUCCAAUUGCCCGCACGUACGCUGCAGCCCCUGCUCUGAGCUACGCUCCAGCCCUGUCCUACUCAGCUGCUCCAGCUCUGUCAUACGCCCCCAGCCAUGCUCCAGCCCUGUCCUACUCGGCUGCUCCAGCUCUGUCAUAUGCCCGCAGCUACGCUCCAGCUCUGUCCUAUGCCCGGAGCUACGCUCCAGCAGUGGCCACCAAGACCAUUGCCAUCGCCCAGCCAGCAGCCGUCGCUCACUCCGCCCCUCUGCUGACGGCCAAUUCGGCUCUGACAUACGCCCCGGCUCAUGCCACCAGCUAUACCAGCUCCUUCAUGAAGUACAACAGUCCUCAGAUUGCCUAUGCUUACUAAGGUGAUUCCAUUCUAGUCUUUGGUAAUGUGAAAAUUUUGAGUUGUUGAAUAAAUAUUAAGAUUUCAUA